AUGGCGAUUGGACAUUCAGUUCUUCAUGGGGGUCCAGGCUUUCACUGUUUUCAGCCAUGGGUUUAUGACUUAAUUGUUGGAAUGGAUUUUGACCAGAUCAUUAACCAAAUAAAUAUUGAAGAUAUCCCAAGGCAUGCUGGCUCAACAGGAUUAUUAGAUUUUGUGAAUGCUUUGGACAAUGCAACAUCACAGAAAGAGCUUGAUGAAAUUGUAGAUCAAUAUAUCUUGAUAUUAAAUUUUUCGAGAUGGGACCAAAGUGUUGCAGUAACUUUAGCUAAUAGACAUUCGCUAAUCAGUGAGCUGUUAAUGUACGAACUUAUUCGCAAAAGGCAGAGUCAAAUCAAAUCAAUUCAAGAAGGAUUAGAUCUUACUGGAUUCCUAGCUUUUAUCAAGGCUAAUGUGUCUAGGUGUCGACAAAUUUUUGUGUAUUCUAAUAACAAUGGACUUACUCCAAUGGAGUUCCUACAACUUGUAAAAACCGACAACAACGAUGAUUAUAAGAAGACACAAGCAUUUGAUUUUUUUUCGAAAAUUAUUACUGAUAGUUCAGAGAAAUACAUAUCAGCUGUUCUAAAGUUUAUCACAGGCCAUUCACUUGUACCACCGUGGGGUUUGGGUUCCCCCAUCACAGUUAAGUAUUUAGAUGAUGAUGAUGCUCAUAUAUAUCCGAAGACCAUGUCUUGUUUCAAUAUACUGUACCUGCCAACUGUACACACAACUCAACAGAAAUUUGGAGAACACUUUGAGAAAGCCAUUGCUAUUGAAGGUGUAGGUUUUAGUGACAAUAAAUAG
Messenger RNA from Hydractinia symbiolongicarpus, 792 nucleotides. RefSeq lists its product as uncharacterized. The transcript has a single exon. Bases 1 to 792 code for a protein of 263 amino acids. Lineage: Eukaryota; Metazoa; Cnidaria; Hydrozoa; Anthoathecata; Hydractiniidae. The record is from RefSeq and is a predicted model, not a curated record. Gene Ontology annotation, molecular function: ubiquitin-protein transferase activity.